CAUGGGGCAAUGUCUGAGGUACCAGAUACACUGGGAGGACCUGGAAGAAUACCAGGCCCUGACCUUCCUGACCAGGAAUGAAAUCCUGUGCAUCCAUGACACCUUCCUGAAGCUCUGCCCGCCUGGGAAGCACUACAAGGAGGCGACCCUGACCAUGGACCAGGUCAGCUCCCUGCCGGCGCUGAGGGUCAACCCGUUCAGAGACCGGAUCUGCAGAGUGUUCUCCCACAAUGAUGUGUUCUCCUUCGAGGACGUGCUGGGCAUGGCGUCCGUGUUCAGCGAGCAGGCCUGCCCCAGCCUGAAGAUCGAGUACGCCUUUCGCAUCUACGGUCAGUGCCGUGGGGGGCCGAGUGAUGAGGCCCGUGCCCUUAGCACAGCUGGGAUGCCUGCAUCAAAGGGAAUUGGAAGGAAAGAAGCAAAGAAACCCAGGGAAGCCUUCAAACAGACCGUGUGCAAAGCUUUAAGUGCCUUGUGAUGGCUUCUCGGCCCCAAAGGACCUGUUCAUCCAGGCUUACACAUGUUGGCUCCUCCCCUGCCCUCUACUCCUGCCAGCUGCUCCUGUCUUCACGCAGUCGACACCAUCUCAGUCCUGUCUCACCCAAGUGCACUUGGAUAGGGUGGAAUGGAAGAGCUUUAAGCCAGAUGGACCUGUGAAGACUCGGUUUUCUUAGCUAUAAGGAGGACUUAAUGUUAUUUUUGCCUCCUGUGUGUCCUCAGGCUCGGUGUCCGGUUAAACUCAAUUGCAAUCACAGAUUGCUCUACUGAGAAUGGCUGAGCCAGCUCCUGUCACACUGUCAUUUCCACCGAUCGCAAUCAUAAACCCUAAAUAAAUAUACAGAAAGUAACUACUUGAUGGCACUGGAAAGCUAUCAAAAGCAAACAGAUUCUAGAGGCAGCUGACACUUGAAAGAAGGAAAUGGUACUAGAUGGUCCUCCUCCCCACCCCCAACUUUGGGAAAAAAACUACGACUUUUUUUAUCUUGAAGGUGGGUUUCAGUGAGUAGCAUCAUGCAGGACUGGCAGAAACUCUGCACUCUUUCUGACCUGAAGAAUCGGAGAGGCUGGGGUGCUUCUCCCUUGAAAAACAAAAAGAAAGGGAGAGUCCAUGAAAGCCAGAGAAAGGGUGCCCAAAUUUUGUGUAUGACUGUGCCUAACUCCCUUUCUUUCCUCUAAACCACAUGUACAAGGACAGACGCACAGCAGCUUGGGUGAGGAUAAAAGAGCUGAACUGAGGUGUGAGCGGCUGCUGCCUUUCAACCAGGACCCAUGUGACAGACAGCGUUAGCAGUUUGAGUCCAACCAAUUGCCUGUUAAAACCAAACAUUUAGCACUCUUUGGAGGAAUAUAACAGAAUCUAGAAUUUCCACCAGAAAGUAUUUAUGAUGUUCAAGAUACACUCUGAAAUUAGUCAACAUAUAAAAAUUUUAGCCCUGACCUGUGUGGUCCAGUGGGUUGGGUGUUGUCCUGCAAAGUGAAAGGUCACCAGUUUGGUUCAUGGUCAGGGCACAUGCCUGAGUUGUGGGUCUGGUUCCUGGCUGGGGUGUGUACGAGAGACAACUGAUGAACAUCUCCUGCACGUCAGUGUUUCUCUCCCUCUCUUUCUCCUUCCCUUUGCUUCUCUCUAAAAAUAAAUAAAUACAAUCUUUAAAACAUUUUUAAAAAAUCGAUGCAUUCUCAAGAAUGGAGACUGACUCUGACAUGACCCAGGUGUUGGGAUUGGCUGAUAAGCAUCUUAAAACAGCUAUUAAAACCAUGCCCACUGAUGUAAAAGAAAGUAUGCUCACAGAGAAUAAAAAUACAGACAGUCUCAGCAGAGAAAUAAAAGCUAUGAGGAAGAAUCAAAUGGAAGAUAUAUAACUAAAAAAAUACAAUAUCUGAAAUAAAAAUCACUGGAUGGGCUUAACAGGAGACUCACAGGGACAGAGAAGAGAGCCAGCAUCACUGAAGACAGAUCAGUAGAAAUAUAACCUAAUCUGAACAGAGAGAAAAACCAUGAAGGGAUAAAAGGAACAGAGCCCCAGGGACACAUAGAGCAAUAGAAAGGUCUAACAUAUAACCAGAUCCUCAGGGGGAGAGGAGAGAAUGAACAGAGCAGAAAAGAUGUUUGGAGAAACAAUGGCCCCAGGUGUCCCAAAUCUGAUAUGAGAAACACAUUUACAGUGACUUUCAAGCUGGGUCAGUACAAAUGAAGUCACCGAAAUCUGGUUGGCUUAACAGCCCCCACCUCCCAUCCACGUCAUCCUUCUUUAUCCCAAGUAUUCAGUUGGCCAAAAAGUUCGUUUGGUUUUUCCCGGAAGAUGGCUCUAGUAAGUACCACUUAGUUGUCUUUAACUUCAUUGGAAUCAAUUUUGUUAGAUUGUAUUGUGACAUCUGUCAUAUCAACAUGCAUUUUUCAAAAAAAAACUUAGCAAAGUUGGCAAAUUUUUGUUUAGUCAUUUUAAUAUUGAAGAUGGAAGAAAUACACAACAUUUUCAUCAUAUUAUGC
Molecule: messenger RNA, 2485 nt
Organism: Artibeus jamaicensis (Jamaican fruit-eating bat)
Lineage: Eukaryota; Metazoa; Chordata; Mammalia; Chiroptera; Phyllostomidae
Gene: CIB4
Product: calcium and integrin binding family member 4
Exons: 5
Coding region: 2-475 (157 amino acids)
Molecular function (GO): calcium ion binding
Source: RefSeq, a predicted model, not a curated record